Molecule: messenger RNA, 6561 nt
Organism: Penicillium expansum
Lineage: Eukaryota; Fungi; Ascomycota; Eurotiomycetes; Eurotiales; Aspergillaceae
Product: DNA helicase, UvrD-like, C-terminal
Exons: 24
Coding region: 1-6561 (2186 amino acids)
Molecular function (GO): ATP binding; protein binding
Source: RefSeq, a predicted model, not a curated record
AUGGUGUCUGUACAGACCCCGUGGACCUCAAUCCUGCUACAGGAGAAGCCUGGACUACACGAAUACAACCAUGCUCUGUCGAAUGUGGAAAGGUACUACACUCGGUUGCAGGAAGCGAUGCAAGAUGGAUCGGUCCAUGAUCAACUGGUUCUCAACCCAGACCAGACACACUCACGCUUACUGAAAUGCUUUGAAAUAUUGCGAGCUAAGCAACUACCGGGUCCGGUGGCUGAGGAGAUCUUCAAGGCUAUGGUCCUUCCAUUUCUUCACGAUAACAUCUUCUCGCCUCCUCAAAUGAUUCAACUCGUUGGAUCCGCACUACCGCUCAUUACUAAACAACAGUCUCAAUUUCUACGUGACCUCACCAAAACCCUCCUCUCAUCCCAAGACUUGUUCGAUAAUCUAGUGGCUAACGAAAAGUACACUGUGGUUUUGAAGGAAUGGCUGUUGUCGAAAAGGAGCCAUCUUCCUCUUACUCUCUCCAGGCAGGUUGGGGACAGGCUGAUCACCAUGUGCAAUGCCUGUUCUGCUGAUCAUGGAACACAAGCCAUUGUGGAGAGCUGGAACAUUGCUGAAAAACUGAUGGAAUCCAUCAACUCGCUCAUUCAUACAUCUUAUGAAGAGGAAUUGAAAAAGACGAAAGUGGAGAACCUGCCUCCUUUGGAAUCAAUGAAGGUACUGAACCGGGACGACAAAAAGUCGACCCCAGCUGAGCAAGGCCCCAGAAAGGAUAUCAAAGAGGAAUUCAAGGUCUCGAGCGAGAUACUUCAGCAGAUGAACCACUUCGGCAUUUUACCACCCUUGUCCGCUCGAGGCCUCACCAAUGCAGCGGAGCAUCUUCAAAAUGAGAUAAUCCCAGCACUCACGCGCUCCGCCCUAGACAGCUUCCCAUGCAGAAUAUGUCUGGAUAGGCUCACCACCGGGAGUCUUGUAGACACUUUGGCUAGCUCGACAGCUCUGCCUUCAGAUCGAACUACAGCACCUAGUAGUGCCCAAGACAUUUUCGGAAAAAGAGUCGGUCUGUGGAAAGUCUUGCUGUCUGACAUCGCUUUCAAAAAUGCCAAAAAACUCGUCCGCGGAGGCGACUUUGGCGGAGUGGAACAGAAGCUCAGAGAUUUGGCAAGCGGCGAAUGGAAAGGAAAAGAUCUCUCUCGCCGCGUGGGAUCGAAACAACAGAAGAAGAAAAUGCAGGUUCCUAUUUUAGAAGUUAGCGCUUCUGCAACUGUGUCUAUCUUGUGGCAGGUCGAUGUCGGCUUUUACGAUGAGCUUCCAUGGGUGCAGCAGCAGAUUGUGAAAGGCAAGUAUCUUCAUAUCAUUGAGACUUGCAGAUCUAUGCUAACCUUGGCAGUUUGGCAAAUUGUGACAUCGGAAGAAGAGUUGGAAACUGCCAUUGAGCAAAUCAUUCUAAUCCAGGAAUCUUACACCGCCGAACUUGCCCAGCUCUGUUUGGAACGUCCUGUUCAGCAAUCUGAUGGAACCUGGACGCCACGCCAGUUCGGCAACGUGAAAGAGACCGGGUCUUCUCAAAUGAGAUCCAUUGCUUCCUCCAAGGCAAGCCCGGCUCUAGUUGAGAUGUCAAACAAGUUUUACAAUCUCACCGAGCCGUUUUUGAAGUCCAUCGUUAAUAAAAAUGACGCAGAGGAGUUUCCCUUCGAUCUCUCGCCCGAAGAGCUAGAAAUUGUGAAACACUUCAGCACCUCAAGCCUGAUUCUAGGACGGAGUGGUACGGGAAAAACCACCUGUCUGUUGUUCAAGAUGCUCGCCAAGCACAAAGCAAGACAGUCAGCCUCGGAUGAGCAACAAGCCCGACAGCUUCUCUUGACCCGUUCCUCCUAUCUGGCCUCAAAGCUUCAAACAUAUGCCAAGAGUCUGAUAGAUGCUCAGUCCAAGGCUCCAUCGAUCGAAGAGGAUGUAGACUUAGAUCUGAAACCGACUUCGUUCUUCGCCCUGAAGAACUGGCACUUUCCAAUCGUCUGCACUUACGAUGAAUUUCUUGGGCUUCUAGAGAAUACAAUCAGAAUGGCUGAUCGAAAAGACUUCCUAAGAGACAUCAAUCCAAACAAGACAAAGAGUCUAGACCCGCAAGUGGGAGACAAGCCACGAGUGAUCGACUUCAGCAUUUUCAAAACAGAAUAUUGGGGUUCUCUAAGUGGAUUAUCUCCACCAUCAUGCUCUCCCGAGCUCCUCUUCGCAGAGAUCAUGGGCGUCAUUAAAGGCUCCAGCAUCACAGCAAAAAGCUUGAAGCCGUUAUACCGUGCAGAAUAUGUGAAGAAGAGCGCGAAAGCUUCUCCCGCCUUUACAUCUGAGGCAGAGCGUGACAAGGUAUUUGGAGCAUUUGAGCGCUAUGAAAAACAAAAAAGGCUUCGCAAGGAGGUCGACGAGCUGGACCGUGUCAGUGUCUUGCUGAAGUCGCUGAGAGAUAACAGAGCCCUGGCGAAGCAGAUUCAGCGUUGUUUUGAUGAAAUUUACGUUGAUGAAAUUCAGGACUUGCGUUGUCUUGAUAUUGUCUUACUUUUGGGCUGCCUCAGUGACGCCCGUGGGAUUCACCUUGCUGGUGAUACUGCCCAAUGCAUCUCAAAGGAUUCAGUUUUCCGGUUCCCUGAGAUAAAGGCUUUGUUUUAUGAACAUUACGAAGUCAUUGCCAACGAACUAAAUCAACCGUCAUUUGCCAAGCCUGUUCAAUUCUCUCUGGCUAAGAAUUACCGCUCGCAUCAGGGCAUUCUAAGCUUCGCGUCAUGGGUGAUGCAGUUACUCUGGCAUGGAUUCCCGGAAACAAUUGAUAAGUUGGAUCCAGAGAUUGGUUAUAUUGGAGGACCAAAGCCAAUUAUCUUUGCCGGAUUUGACUCUUCAAUCCUUUCUGCCAAAAUGAUUGGCUUGGUCAAGCUUAACGACAAGGUCGCCGACUUUGGUGCUGAGCAAGUGAUCCUUGUCCGAGAUGAUACAUCGAAGGACAAACUCCAAACUCAAAUCGGCGAUAUUGCUCUUGUCUUGACGAUCCUAGAAAGCAAGGGCAUGGAGUUUGAUGAUGUCUUGGUGUAUGACUUCUUCGGGAGCAGUGGGCUUGGCAGCAGCUACCGGUGCCUUCACAUGCUUGUUCAAGUAGCACGAGCGCAAUUUGAUUCUCAGAAACAUGCGGCUUUGUGCUCAGAACUCAAGUCACUUUAUGUUGCUGUUACCCGAGCCAGAAAGCAACUUUGGUUCAUGGAAACCCAAGAAAACAGCAUUGAUCCCAUUCUUCAAACGCUCUCACGGAGCAACAGCCUCGAGCUCGCUGAAGUUGUGAGGCAGAAAGACCCUAAUGUUGCGGGAAAAGUCAUGGUUCUGCGGGCCGGUGGAUCAGUGGACCCAGAGAGGUGGCUCAAGAGAGCAGCACAUCUUCUCCACCGGAAGAGCUUUGCAGAGGCAUUGUUUUGUUAUAAGAAAGCCAAUGAUUCUCGAGGAAUGACACACUCACAAGCGUGUUUGCAUGAGCAAGAAGGAAGAUCCCACCGAGCGGCUGGUGAUACCGAAGAAUUCGCCGCAUGCUAUGAGAAAGCCAUUGCUCUUUUCUUAGAGAUCGGGCUCAUUACAGAAGCGGCGAUGUGUUAUGAGGGACUUGGGCAGUUCGGCAAAGUUGCAGAAAUCUGGAAGGAUCGUGAACAAUAUCAGAAAGCUGCAACUUUCUAUGAGAAAGGCGCUCUGUUCACCGAAGCUUCGGAGUGUUAUCAUUCUUGUGGUCAAUACGAGGCGGCAAUCGAGGUCUUGCGCCGCGGAGACCAGUUCGAUGAAUUAGUCACCUAUGCCAACAGGAACCGCGAGUACCUCAGCGAGCCCACCUUGCUUCGUUACUCGAGACUAUGCAAUAUCUUGCUGAAGCAGGGACGUGUCUCUGCCAGUCUGAGGGCGAUAACCAUCAACAUGCUUGGGUCAGAUGUGUCCAAGAUCGCUUUCUUCAAAGAGUUUGAAAUGUGGGACCAGUUACGUGCGCUCUAUUCAUCAAAGUCCAGAUGGUUUGAGUAUUACGAUCUAUCAGUGGCUGUUGGUGACAUUCCUGCGGCGAUAAGCACAUUGCUGGUCCACAAAUUGAUGCCAGUGGUUGACAAGCCAGUUGUCGAAAAGCUGUUUAAUUAUUCAAUGGUCGAGGUUUUGCAUUCCCAGAGAGACUUGAUUCCGGGCAAGCCUGAACGAGAUGGGCUGCUGAAAUCAGUCAAAUCGACUUACCUCGAAAAACUCGGAGCUCAGUGGAAAUCGCUAUUGCUUUUGAUGGAUGAUUUUGACGACAUUGAUCAACCCGCCUCAGUCAAACAUCUGGAUAAAGGCCUUUUGAAGGAUGUUUUCUGUCUUUUUGUGAUUUCUUUCGAGCCAUCAGUGUUCACCAAGCAGAAAAUCGAACAUCUUCCAAUGGAUAUUGUCAUCCGAGUUGGAAAGCUGCUGCAGGACUUUUAUGCCCAGAACCAGUACUCCCUUACUUGCCUGGCUAUGAGUUGUGGCAUUUUUACCAAUCCAAAGCAAGAGAACCAGACAAUCUUGCUUCAUUGGUCUCCGUUGAGAACUUACACAGCAACGCCCCUUGAUGGAUCUUCAUCCGAGAACUUGCUUGACAUUGCGAAAGACUUCAUUCAAGACAAGUUUGCGGCAGCGCUUACUCAAUUCCAUGAAAAUGCAUACAGUCUUAUGAAGAGGGAUUUUCCGCCCACUUGUUUCCAACAGCUUUACGAAGGAUUUUGUUCAAAGCUUAAGGCCAAUGAAUGCUUCUGGGGCCAUGAGAAGCCUACUGCAGAAUUCGCUAUCUCGAAGUUGAAUUGCCUUCUCACUGUUGCUGAGGUCUUUGCGCGGCUGACGCCUAUUUAUUAUCAAAGAGUUAUGGGUGAGGCUUUCAGCAAACCAUUCCUGGGUCGUAGGAGAACUUGGAUACAACAUAUCCAAGAGGAGCUGGUAAUUGUCAGUUCACUGGAGCAGUCCUCUACUGCAAUUGCAAAUUUGCGUUCCAACUUGCAAAGCAAUCCAGAGUUUGCUGCAACUGCAUACUGCCUCGAAGAGUUAUUGUUCUAUCGUAUGAACAAGGAAUGGAGCUCGAUGGGCAGUCUAAGCUCUUCUCUAGAGAAGGUCCAAGAAGCUCAAAUUCUCGGCCCUCACCCAGCCACGCGCUUUCAGCGAGCACUGGUUCUGAAUAUGGAUCGAAACAUGCCACCGCGCCCUAGACGAUCCGGCCAUCCGCUUGCGUUGUCUUUGACGGCAUUGAAUGCUGCCGAGAGAAUUCGGUCCGCGGUUGCAAGACGCCAUGCUCAAGACUUUCACAACGGCGUCAGCGCCUUUGCUCAAUGUCUCGAGAAAACACCAAAAUCCUCCCUCGGGUCACUCCAUGCUGUUCUUUCCGUGCUCGAAUUUGCAGCUACAUACGUUCUUUGUAUCGCCAAUCCAGGAAGGGGCAUCGUAAUUCCUUGGUCCUGGGCCUUGCAGCAUCUUUCGACAAUUAUGCAAUCUCCCGCCAAAGACUAUGGGUUCAAGGACAGAGAAAUCCGAGUGCAAACAACCGACUUGAUGAGCAUUGUCAUCAGCUUUUGCAACCUCAUGGAACAGGUCGAAAGUGCGCUCACCAACGGUGUUCUGAGGUUCCAAGGAUUGGGUCGCAGUAACCUUCCAAUCCCUAUUGUCAAACGGCGCUGCACUGAGCUGCUGACGACCGUGAAUCUCAACCUAAAUCAUUGGCCCAAGCAGCCAAUCGGCUUUAAGGAGAUGGAGAAGGUGGUCAACAAGACGCUUCGAUCGACCCUUAUUCCACCGGGAAUGGCACUGGAGUUUUCCAACAGUGAUAGGUUCCGACAAAGUUGCAUCCGCGAGUAUGCAGCCUACAAUCACAAAGACGAGCUUUGCGUCAUUGCACUUGACGAUAGAAAGUCCGCUCCUCUAUUCCUGCGGUCCUUUACACAAGGCAACGCCAAGUUCGCCCAGUUGAGUGAUAUCCUGCAAGUAUCGCGUAUUGCUGAGAAUCCAUUAUCCAUGGGUCUGGGAGAAGAAUGGCAAGUUGACGAAUACACCGGCUACGAGCUGGACAUGAUCACGAACCUCCAGCGACGCUGGCGACAGGUGAUGAAGGUGCUCGAAAACAAUCGCUUUAGGGCACAAACACGCGAGGGCAAACUUGUCCAGCACUUCCAUAAGGUGUGCAUGAGACGCAUGAGCGUUCUGCCCGCGGCCGCUUGGUCCACUCGGGAUAAAAUACACAUGCGCAAGGUGAUAUUUACCGACGGUAUGAAGAUUGCCAUGGCUCUUGAUGGUGUUUUAGACAACUUCCGACAGCUGAAGGAGCGGUGGAGACAGCAAUUCGACAGCAAUUGGUCCACCGCAAAGCUAGAGGAACUCUCUGUCAUUCGCGGCCGUAUUCUCCCGAUCGACGGCCAACUUGAGUACAUCGUUGAGCACUGGUCUCCUAAGGGCAUCGACGAGGGUAUGAUGACCGUUCCAGCUCAGGACCUCGGUAGCUCAGCUCGUGAGGCCCAGCGCGCCCUCUGGGCUGUUCAGCGCGAGAUUGAAAUCAUUCGAUCUCAGGUCGAGAUCAUUGCGAAGAGUCCUGACCGAUAA